This is a messenger RNA of Lycium barbarum (goji berry), 1098 nucleotides long. RefSeq names its product NAP1-related protein 2-like. Gene Ontology annotation, molecular function: chromatin binding; histone binding. The record is from RefSeq and is a predicted model, not a curated record. Gene Ontology annotation, biological process: nucleosome assembly. Lineage: Eukaryota; Viridiplantae; Streptophyta; Magnoliopsida; Solanales; Solanaceae. Bases 116 to 892 code for a protein of 258 amino acids. Gene Ontology annotation, cellular component: nucleus; chromatin. The transcript has 10 exons.
AAAACAGACAGGUUAUAGCUUAGGGUUUAAGCACAAUCAAGAAAAAACACUGAAGCACUCUCUGUUCUUCAGCUGCUGUAUUAUAUUAUAGUUAUAGAGAAGGCAAAAAAAAAUAAUGGUGGUUGACAAAGGGAAAAAACAGAAAGUUGAAGAGGAAAAAAACAUUGAUGAGAAACUUUUUUUGUCUGUAGAAAAAUUGCAUGAGAUACAAAAUGAACUUGAGAAGAUCAACGAGAAAGCAACUGACGAAGUGUUUGAAAUAGAACGGAAGUACAACAAGAUCCGCAAGCCUGUUUAUGAUAAGAGAAAUGAUAUCAUUAACUCUCUUUCUGACUUCUGGUUGACUGCUUUUUUGAGUCAUCCUGUUCUUGGCGACCUUCUAACUGAACAGGACCAAAAGAUUUUCAAAUUCUUAAGUUCUAUUGAAGUGGAAGACUCGAAAGAUGUGAAAUUGGGUUAUUCAAUCACGUUUAACUUUAAGCCCAAUCCUUUUUUUGAAAAUUCAAAGCUUUCAAAGACCUAUACCAUCCUUGAAGAUGGAUCGACAAAAGUUACAGCUACAACAAUAAAAUGGAAAGAAGGCAAGGGCAUUCCUAAGGGGGUUGUUCAAGAGAAGAAAGGAAACAAGCGGUCCCAUGCAGAAGAAAGCUUCUUUACCUGGUUUAGUGAAGUCAAUAAAAACGAUGACAGUGAUGAUGACGAAAAAGAGGUUCUGGAUAUUCAGGAUGAGGUUGCUGAAAUAAUCAAGGAUGACUUGUGGCCAGACCCUUUGACUUAUUUUAGCAAUGAGGUUGUUGAAGAAGAUUUUGAGGGUGAUGAAGGUGGUGAGGGAGAAGGCUCUGAAGAUGAUGAAGAUGAAGAUGAAGAUGAAGACGAUGAAGAAGACAAAUGAACUGUUAAUGGGCAUUGUGUUUGAUUUUAGUUCGCUUCUUCAGUGUUUCAAUCAUCAGGGAUUUGGGUGUCUGUAAAGAGGCUUGGGAUAUUGCAGCAAAACUAGAAUUACAUGUAGCGGUGACUCUUCUUUUUGCUGUAAAGAGUCUUGGGAUAUUGCAGCAAAUCUGGAAUUACAUAUAGUGGUGACUCUACUUUUGGCUUCAA